Molecule: messenger RNA, 1215 nt
Organism: Lycium barbarum (goji berry)
Lineage: Eukaryota; Viridiplantae; Streptophyta; Magnoliopsida; Solanales; Solanaceae
Exons: 7
Coding region: 195-1064 (289 amino acids)
Source: RefSeq, a predicted model, not a curated record
CUUCAAGGUAUUUUUCUCUUUCUCUUGAAAAUAUACUUUGCUCUUCAAACCCACCGAAAAAUUCGCCGCCAUUCUCAUACUCUCACUCUGUUUAUUUCUCAUUUACCAUGGGUUUAGGAAAGAGUUGCAGGGUUUAGGAAAGAAUUGUACUUCAUCAAAUUCUUCAAAAAGCUCUCGAAAGAGGUCGAGGUAGCAUGGGCCGUGUAAGCAAGACCUCAACUAGAGGUCAAGGUAGCACUGGUCGAGGUAACAUGUCUUCUGUUCCUGUUCCCACAAUUAGUUCUCAACAAGGUGGUACCUAUUCCUCAGGUGGGCAAGACCAAGUUCAAACAUGUCCUACUACUACGCCACCCAUUCAAACAUCAGGUCAUGGUAGCACCCCAUCCAUUUCUAAAUCAUCUCCUAUAAUACCUAAUGAGAGAAACGUAAUAGGCGAGGGUGCGUUUACUCAAAGAAACGCAGUACGUGAAGGUUCAUCUGCUCAGAGUGAUGCAAUAGGUGAAGGUGAGAGCAGCAGUAAUGUGGAGCGAACACUUAUUUUUCUUUCUCCUUUAGGGUUGGAACCAUCGAGAUUAUGCUCUAAGACGAUAACUGAGAUUUGCAAGAAUGAAAUUGGGCCUAAUGGAGUUAACUGGAAAAGUGUCUCACAAGAGACAAAAGAUUUUUAUCUCAGAGAAUUCGAGAAGGCAUUCUAUUGGGAUUCUUCGAUUGAUAGUGAAGUGGGGAAGCAAUGGCGUAGAAAGGCAGCGAGAAGGUACUGUGAUUUCGUUAGCACAAUAAAAGGUGAGGGGAUUCGGCCAGUUUAUGUUCCGAAAGAAACAUGGGAAAGUUCGAAGAAAUAUUGGGAAGAUCCUAAGGUUGUUGAAAAAUCGAAAAUAGCUUCAAAGAAUCGUCGUGGCGGUGAGGAUACAGUUGCCAGUGGGACUCACACGGGCGGCUCUAUUUCCAUCGGAGAGCAUCACAAGAGUCUUGCUAUUAAAAAGGGUCGAGAUCCAACACCAAGUGAGGUACAUUUGUACGUCCAUACACACGGUCAUGAUGGAAAAUCUUUUGUUGGUGAGUGAGCCCGAAUCGUGCAUGAAAAAUGUCAAGAAAUACUACAAAAUCAGUCACAACUCAAUCUAAAGUUAAUCAAUGUCAAGCCUAUUACGAAGCCGUAGGAGGGGUAAAGAAAAGAAGAAUAUAUGGUCUUGGAUCUCAAGCAUCGUCCUUCUU